GCUAAAGCCGACUUAACCUGAAUGUCUUUGCGUAAAUCAGGACUUCAAAAGGAGGUUCUCAGCUUAUAUCGACGCGCGCUUCGUAUGGUCAGGAGCAAAUCCUCCGCCGGUCGGCCCAAAUUCUCUCUUUUUAUCCGAUAUACGUUCCGAACGAACGCGACGAGCAUAUCGCCAAGGAACGUCAGCGCCAUAGAACAUCUUUUGAGAAAGGGAAGAAGGCAACUAGACUUGUACGAAUCUCCGUCCGUGAAAGACUGCUGGGUGUCGGAGGAGAUGAAAACAUGGGAUCGAACACAGAGACUACCUGAAAAACAAUCUGCCACUCUCGAUAUAUAUGCUCUGAGAUACCCUACUUUUACCAGAGGAAAGCGCAAACGCGCUUCCUUUGAGAUUCCUGUUUGUGCAGUGCGUUCAGAAUAUCUAUCCAAAUAUGGCCCCGGUUGCGGUAUGAGCUCCUCAUCAGUAUUUCUACUCAUGUCGUCGGUGUCCCUGUGGCUUCAGGCUGAUCAACGUUCUGUGAGAGGGAAGUAGAGUCGCUGUCUUGUUGUUCAGGA
This is a messenger RNA of Marasmius oreades (fairy-ring Marasmius), 554 nucleotides long. RefSeq lists its product as uncharacterized. The transcript has 4 exons. Bases 22 to 531 code for a protein of 169 amino acids. Gene Ontology annotation, biological process: mitochondrial respiratory chain complex II assembly. Gene Ontology annotation, cellular component: mitochondrion. The record is from RefSeq and is a predicted model, not a curated record. Lineage: Eukaryota; Fungi; Basidiomycota; Agaricomycetes; Agaricales; Marasmiaceae.